AUGCAUAGGACCAAAUCCCAUAGGUCUCGGGGUCCCAUCCACCCUUCUGAUGGUUUUACUUACUGUGAUCUUUGGUUGCACCUCGCAGCUGUUAUUUUCAUGUCUGCAGCAGUGGCAGUGAUCCCUGUGUAUGUCAGAGCACGCAACCUAAGACACUGGUUUGAACUGGCCCUAGUUCUCCUGGUGAGUGCUUGUCCAUGUGCUCUGGUGCUGUCGACACCUGUGGCAACCUUCUGCGCGCUACUGAGGGCCGCGAGGACCGGGCUCCUCAUCAAAGGAGGGGAUGUCCUUGAGUCCUUGGCCAGUAUCAAAGUUGCUGCCUUCGACAAGACUGGUACAAUCACUAGAGGCGAGUUCUCUGUCGAGGAGUUUCAGACAGUUGGUGAGCGUGUUUCGAAGCAACAACUUAUUUACUGGGUUUCAAGCAUCGAGAGCAGGUCGAGCCACCCAAUGGCAUCUGCUCUUGUUGGUUAUGCUCCAUCAAACUCUGUAGAGACAAAAUCAGAAAAUGUUGCUGAGUUUCAAAUCUAUCCUGGCGAGGGGAUUUACGGUGAAAUUGAUGGAGAGGGCGUAUAUGUUGGGAACAAAAGGAUCUUGGCAAGGGCAUCGUGUCAAACAGUUCCAGACAUAGUAGAACACAUGAAAGGAGUUACCAUCGGAUACGUGGCCUGCAACAAGGAAUUGAUUGGGGUAUUCAGCCUAUCGGAUUCAUGCCGAACUGGGUCAACCGAGGCCAUCAAGGAGUUGAGAUCAUUGGGCAUAAAGUCAGUGAUGCUUACUGGCGAUAGUACUGCCGCUGCCACACAUGCGCAAAACCAGCUGGGGAACAUACUAGCCGAGGUUCAUGCUGAACUUCUGCCAGAAGACAAAGUGAGAAUUGUUGAUGAACUGAAGGCAAGAGAUGGCCCUACACUGAUGAUUAGCGACGGCAUGAAUGAUGCCCCAGCACUGGCUAAGGCUGAUGUUGGAGUCUCCAUGGGUGUGUCCGGUUCAGCCGUCGCAAUGGAGACGAGUCACAUUACUCUGAUGUCGAAUGACAUCCGCAGGAUCCCAAAGGCUAUCAAGCUGGUCAGGAGGACACACCGGACCAUCGUCGUGAACAUUGUCUUCUCGGUGACUACGAAGCUUGCAAUUGUUGCACUUGCGUUUGCCGGGCAUCCGCUUAUUUGGGCAGCAGUCCUUGCUGAUGUUGGCACAUGCUUGUUGGUGAUCAUGUACAGCAUGCUGCUACUGAGGGAGAAAGGCAGUGGAAAGGUGGCGAAGAAAUGCUGUGCUUCUUCUCACUCAAAAAAGCAUGAGCAUAGUACUUCCCACCACCACUGCUCCAAUGGUCAUCAGCAUGAGCAUGUAUCUGCAGGCAAGCAUUCUUGCCAUGAUCAUCACCAUGAGCAUGAUCACCACAAAGAGCCUAGCAACCUGCAUUCCACAGACAAGCAUGGCUGCCAUGAUCAUCACCAUGAGCAUGAUCACCAUAAAGAGCCGAGCAACCUGCAUUCCACAGACAAGCAUGGCUGCCAUGAUCAUGGCCAUGGCCAUAGCCACUGCAAAGAGCCGAGCAGCCAUUAGAGGGAGGGACGAAGUGUAUGGAUGGGGAAGAUUACUGAUGGCGCACCCCCAGGCGGUGCGCCAUUAGAAUGUUUUUUUCAUAGCAAUGGCGCACCAGUGGGACAGUGCGCCAUAA
Molecule: messenger RNA, 1681 nt
Organism: Triticum urartu
Lineage: Eukaryota; Viridiplantae; Streptophyta; Magnoliopsida; Poales; Poaceae
Source: RefSeq, a predicted model, not a curated record